This is a messenger RNA of Hyaena hyaena (striped hyena), 1576 nucleotides long. It is a transcript of the gene PSMD10, whose product is annotated as proteasome 26S subunit, non-ATPase 10. The transcript is spliced from 5 exons. The record is from RefSeq and is a predicted model, not a curated record. Bases 101 to 781 code for a protein of 226 amino acids. Lineage: Eukaryota; Metazoa; Chordata; Mammalia; Carnivora; Hyaenidae. Gene Ontology annotation, molecular function: protein binding.
GACUGGUGGAACUCGGUCGGCUCUUUUGAUUGGCAGUCAAAGCUGGGGACGUGAGGCGGUCGUCGGUGCCGGUGCUGCACGGAUAUCCUGGAAAAGCGAAAUGGAGGGGUGUGUAUCUAACCUAAUGGUCUGCAACCUGGCCUACAGCGGGAAGCUGGAGGAACUGAAGGAGACGAUCCUGGCUGAUAAAUCCCUGGCUACUAGAACGGACCAGGACAGCAGAACUGCAUUGCAUUGGGCCUGCUCAGCUGGACACACGGAAAUUGUUGAAUUCUUGCUGCAGCUUGGCGUGCCCGUGAAUGAUAAAGAUGAUGCAGGUUGGUCUCCGCUUCAUAUUGCUGCGUCUGCUGGCCGGGAUGAGAUUGUGAAAGCCCUUCUGGGUAAAGGUGCCCAAGUGAAUGCAGUCAACCAAAAUGGCUGUACUCCCCUACAUUAUGCAGCUUCCAAAAACAGACACGAGAUCGCCGUCAUGUUACUGGAAGGUGGGGCGAAUCCAGAUGCGAAGGACCUUUAUGAGGCCACGGCAAUGCACCGGGCGGCAGCCAAGGGUAACUUGAAGAUGAUUCAUAUCCUUCUGUACUACAAAGCAUCCACAAAUAUCCAAGACACUGAGGGUAACACUCCUCUACACUUAGCCUGUGAUGAGGAGAGAGUGGAAGAAGCAAAACUUCUGGUGUCCCAAGGAGCAAGUAUUUACAUUGAGAAUAAAGAAGAAAAGACACCCCUGCAAGUGGCCAAAGGUGGCCUGGGUUUAAUACUCAAGAGGAUGGUGGAGAGUUAAGCAGCUCAGAUUCAUUCUUCCUGUGUGCGUCUCAUGCUUGUUCCCAGCGCCCAGGAAGCUGAUGUACUCGUGCCCGAAGCACCAUCUGUGGAUGACGGAAAUCUUUGCUCGUCUUCAGCGUCCUAUAAACCUGUCGAAUAUCGUUUCUGCUGAGGUGUUUGGUCCAAGCUUGCAACUUGCUUUCCAGGCAUCAAUUCACUGUUGAGGUUGUUCUUCUGUUGUUGUGUAUGAUUCCAUACUGAAUCUUGGUUAAUUUCGAGUAAGCGAUUGUGUGGCUGUUGUGAGUCUUUGGCACCCUCCCAUGCACCCUCGAGUCCCCUGUGAGGGUAGCCCCAGGCCAUUUGUCGCCGCCGGGUGUUCCUAGGGAGGUUCUCAAGUGUUCCCCCUGUCUGCUCGAAACACAUCCUGACUUGUCUUUCAAGCCCACUCAGAAGCCUAUACCAAAUAUUUCUGUUUUUCACAAUGUGCGCUGCAACUUUAUUUUUGUUACAGGAGGAAUACCUAUAUAUUUUAAAGGACCAAAUUUUCUGUCAGAGGGCAUGCUACCCAAAUUCAGAAUUAGUAAACACUAAAAUAAUGAAAAAUAACAGCUAGUGUACCCAUGAAUCUUUUUAAUAAGCCCUUACCUUCCAAAAAAAAAUGUAUUGUUUUUAAAAAGGAAGUUUGAAAGUAUGUAUAUUAAGUCAUCAUCCUGUAGUGCAAAGAAAUGUUAAGCUUGUUACCAUGAUAUGUAACAAAAAUGAAUUCUGAUUUGUAUUUCAAAAACCAAAAAUAAAAUGUUGUGAGAAUCUCCCA